Messenger RNA from Thalassophryne amazonica, 9066 nucleotides. RefSeq names its product CREB binding protein b (gene crebbpb). Gene Ontology annotation, molecular function: histone acetyltransferase activity; zinc ion binding; chromatin DNA binding. Gene Ontology annotation, cellular component: histone acetyltransferase complex; transcription regulator complex; nucleus. The record is from RefSeq and is a predicted model, not a curated record. NCBI's taxonomy places the organism in Eukaryota, Metazoa, Chordata, Actinopteri, Batrachoidiformes, Batrachoididae. Gene Ontology annotation, biological process: positive regulation of transcription by RNA polymerase II.
UUUUUUUUGUAUCGAAGGAAUCAACAGCCGCCAUCUUGACGCGGCUCAGAAUCGGGAUUUCGGUGGCUGUAUUACUUUUAAAAACCGAUCGGAGCGACCCAGACCGAGUUCAAACGGCUUUUUUCGUGCACAGAACCGAAGUGGUGAUUCGUACGAAGAGAAUUAAUAGAAAUAUGUGAAGGUUAUGUGGGUUUAUUUUGUUGUCGUCUCCGAAGCCCCCUGUAUAUUUGAUUUCCCUUUUACAGGGCGCCGUUGCUCACCCUCUCGAACCGCUGGAGUUUUCGGGAGACAGCGACGGAAAAAAAAAUCCACUUCAUAGGAAAUAUUUGUCGAAUUUUGUUUUUUUAUUUAGCGCCAAAUUAGAUUUUAUGACUGUUCGUUUCGACUGCGAAAAAAAUGACUUUGUGUAGACGUAAAGCCUGCGCGCUGCGGAAAAAGGGAUUUAUUGACGCUUCGUGGGAAAAUUUGUAGUUCAUUUUUAUUUAUUUUUUCUUGCGCUAAAAUAAUAUUUGGACCGAAUUAUUGAGGAUAAUUAUGUGGGUGUUGGGUGUUGGAUUAUCAUGGGUUGAUCUUCGGCGGCGGAGCGUGGCGCUGUUGCCUUUCUUUUGAAGCAUUUAUUUCAUUAGGCAGCAUUUCGCCAGUCUGCCACAAAACACUUAAAAUUUUUCUUUUUAUUGCUACUUAUUACACGCCACUGUCUGACCAGAUAGACCGAUCCGACUUUUUUUUUCUUCUUGCAUCAUCCUUCCAUCAUAAUUGGCCACCAGGAUGGCUGACAAUCUGUUGGAUAUUGGACCCUCCAGUGCGAAGCGACCCAAACUGAAUUCACCUGCGCCUUCAGCAUCAGACGGUCCAGAUCUGUUUUCUCUGUUUGACCUGGAAAACGACCUUCCAGAUGAGUUGAUUCCAAAUGGAGACUUGGCCCAGAUGGGAAUGCCAUCUAAUGGUGGCCCAGGAGGAGGAGGAGGUGGUUCUGGUCUGAACUCUGUGGUCCCUGAUGCAGCUGCCAAGCACAAGCAGUUGUCUGAACUCCUGCGACCAGGAGGCUCCUCGAUUCUCGGAAGUGGUCUCAACUCUGCCAGUCCCCAGCAGGGAAGCAUGGUUGGUGCUGUGCUUGGUAAAAGCCCACUGGGACAGGGUUCACCUAAUCACCAGUCUCCCCAGGCCCAGAAAGCAAAUGCCGUCUCUGGACAAGGCACCAACAACACAGGCUUGAGCUUCAACCAGGCCAUGUUGAACAGUGGGCAGGGUCAUGGAGUGUUGGGCCAGACUGGUCAGAUGAUGAACGGGGCUCUGGGACCUGCAGGCCGUGGAAGACCUGGGCCAAGCAUGCAGUACCAGGGCCAAGGCAUGCAGGGGCCGCAGGUGGCUCCUGGACCUGGAGUUGGAGGCAGUGUGUUAGCAGAAACACUCACGCAAGGAGGGCCGCAGUUAGGUGCUCAAAGCACACUGAAUGCUCAGCAAGCUGGAUGCAUGAACAAGAUGGGGAUAUCCGGAACACCAUUUGGACAGCAGUAUGGUCAAACUGGGGGGCAGCAGAUGGGUACAGCGGGGCAGCUUCAGAACAAGACAGCCAUUCCCAGCAAUCUUCCUCAGUUUGCUGCAGACUUGAAGGGAAGUGGGAGUGUGCCAAACAUGUCCCAGAUGCAGCAGCAAGUAGCAUCAGCUAGCAUGGUUCCUGGUGCUGGUGGAGUUUCGACAGGACCCACAGCUGAUCCAGAGAAACGUAAACUCAUUCAGCAGCAGCUGGUCCUGCUGCUUCAUGCACAUAAGUGCCAGAGGAGGGAGCAGGCCAACGGGCAGGUGAGGGCCUGCACUCUACCACACUGCCGCACAAUGAAGAACGUCCUCAACCACAUGACCCACUGCCAGGCUGGCAAGUCCUGCCAGGUGGCUCACUGUGCAUCAUCCAGACAGAUCAUCUCACACUGGAAGAACUGCACAAGGCAUGACUGUCCAGUCUGCCUGCCUUUGAAGAAUGCUAGUGACAAGAGAAACCAGCAACCCAUGGUAGGUUCUCCGGGAGCUGGUUUGCAGAACACCAUCAGCGCAGUGGGUCCUGGCCAACCCAGCGCCACAGCUAUGAGCAGCGCCGCCACACACAUUGACCCCAGCUCCAUGCAGAGGGCGUAUGCUGCCCUUGGCCUUCCCUAUGGGAAUCAGUCCCCUGUUCAGGGACAGAACCAAAAUCCAAGCCAAGGUGCUGCUCCGCAAAACUCCCAAGGCCCCCAACACCUGCAACUGCGAAAUAUGAACCCAUUAGGCACUAAUCAGAUGAACCAGAUGGUAGGAGGAAUAAGUGUCCCCACUUCAGACCAAGCUGCCAUUCACUCUGACUCAUCACUACCCACCACACUUAACAAUCAGCUGAUGUCAGAUGGGUCAGUACCUGGAAGCAUGGGAAGCCUGCCCGCUGCCACCCCUCUUUCUGCUUCAGGGGUGAGGAAGGCCUGGCAUGAGCAUGUAACUCAGGACCUGCGCACCCACCUGGUGCACAAACUAGUACAAGCCAUAUUCCCCACCCCAGAUCCUGCAGCAUUGAAGGACCGUCGAAUGGAGAACCUAGUGGCUUAUGCACGCAAGGUUGAGGGUGACAUGUAUGAGUCUGCUAACAGCAGGGAUGAGUACUAUCACUUCCUAGCAGAGAAGAUAUACAAAAUUCAAAAAGAGUUGGAGGAGAAGAGGCGCUCACGGCUACAGAAACAACCUGGUAUGGUGGGGACAGCGGGACUUCAGCAGCCUGGUAAUGCGCAGCCCAACACCAUGGGCCCGGGACAGCCUGUCCGACCUCCCAAUGGACCUGUGCCUAUGCCCAAUGUGCCAAAUCAGAUAAUGAACCGUAUGCAGGUGUCUCCAGGAAUCAAUCAUUUUAACCCCAUGGCAAUGCAGAAUGUGCAGAUGCCUCAGGCACCCAUUGGAGCACGAGCUGCCUCCCCCAUGAGCCAUCAACAGCAGAUGAACAUGAGCUCCGUCCAAACGAUGGGUAUGUCCCCGUCAAGGAUUCCGCAGGCUCCAGGAAUGAUGGGUAGUCAUGCUAAUAACAUGGUAGCUCAGUCAAUCAACCAGGGGCAGUUCCUGCCACAAGGCCAGUUUUCCGCUGCUGCAAGUGGACCAAUGAAUGUGAAUGUAGGCUUGAGUCAGCCCACAACGCAGGCAGUCACACAGUCUCAAAACUCUAACCUCCCUCUAAAUGCACUGGGCUCCCUUGGCCCUCAGCUGCCCUGUGGUCCCACAGCACCACCUACCAUGGGUACCACCCCUCCACCCAAUGCGUCUGUCAGCCUACAGCCUCAACACCAGCUGCAGCAGCACCAUGCUCCUUCACAAGCUCACGUGCAGCCGCAGCCUUCCACUCCAGCCUCCACAGGUGGACCUUCCACUACCCCAACUCAUAUACCCAGUAAUCUCCCUGGUCCAUCUUCAAACAUGGGCACGCCACUUGACCAUUCCCAGCCACACACACCCCAGCAACCCCAACCUGAUCCUUCAAGCCAAAUUCAGCAGCCCCCGUCAGUUCAGGCACAGCAUCCCAGCACACCGUUGUCCCAGGGAGCAGCCAGUGUUGAUAACAAAGUGCCCACCCCAGGCUCUGUGGCUGAGCUCAGCUCACAGCAAGCCCUGCCUGACAGGAGCACUGAAGCUAAACCUGAAGUAAAAGAUGAAGAUGAUGAUGAUGAUGAUGACAACUCUGUAAAGAAGCCUACAGACAUAAAAAUGGAGCAGGAUGAUGAAACCAAACCCCCGCUGGUAAAGGAGGAACCAGAUGCAGCAGAGCCACAGCAGGAUCUAAUGGAGACAGAUGAAAAAAAGCCAGAGUUGAAGGUGGAACCCAAAGAAGAGGAGGAAAGUGGAGUCAACAGCGCUUCAAACACCUCCACCACUCAGAACUGCAAAAAAGUCUUCAAGCCAGAGGAACUAAGACAAGCUCUAAUGCCAACACUGGAGGCCCUGUACAGGCAAGAUCCAGAGUCACUGCCCUUCAGACAACCAGUAGACCCCAUGCUGCUGGGCAUCCCUGACUACUUUGACAUAGUGAAGAAUCCCAUCGACCUGUCCACCAUCAAACGCAAGCUGGACACGGGUCAGUACCAGGAGCCAUGGCAGUAUGUGGAUGACGUGUGGCUCAUGUUCAACAAUGCCUGGUUAUACAAUCGUAAGACAUCCCGUGUCUACAAGUACUGCACCAAACUGGCCGAGGUGUUUGAGGUAGAGAUCGAUCCCGUCAUGCAAAGCCUCGGCUACUGUUGCGGCAGGAAGUACGAGUUCUCCCCACAGACAUUGUGUUGCUAUGGCAAACAGUUGUGUACCAUCUCCAGGGAUGGCACCUACUACAGCUACCAGAACAGGUAUCACUUCUGUGAGAAGUGCUUCAAUGAGAUCCAGGGCAACAGUGUGACCCUAGGGGACGAUCCGGCACAGCCACAAACUAUGAUAUCAAAGGAUCAGUUUGAAAAGAAGAAAAAUGACACAUUGGACCCAGAACCAUUUGUUGAAUGUAAAGAUUGUGGACCGUAGAUGCAUCAGAUCUGCGUGCUGCACUAUGAAGUCAUAACACCGUCAGGCUUUUUCUGUGACAACUGUCUGAAAAAGUCUAACAAAACAAAAAAGGAGAACAAGUUUUCAGCCAAAAGACUUCAGUCUACAAGGUUGGGGAUGUACAUUGAGGAUCGAAGUGAUAAGUACUUGAAAAGGCAGAACCACCCAGAGGCUGGUGAGGUGUUUGUGCGAGUGGUGGCUAGCUCUGACAAAACUGUGGAUGUUAAACCCGGCAUGAAGUCAAGGUUUGCUGAGUCAGGUGAGAUGAUGGAGAGUUUCCCUUACAGAACCAAAGCACUGUUUGCAUUUGAGGAAAUAGACGGUGUGGAUGUUUGUUUCUUUGGAAUGCAUGUCCAGGAAUAUGGCUCAGAUUGCCCUUUUCCAAAUACCAGACGGGUUUACAUAUCAUACCUCGAUAGUAUUCAUUUCUUCAAACCACGUAUGCUAAGGACUGCAGUGUACCAUGAGAUAUUAAUAGGUUACCUGGAGUAUGUGAAGAAACUGGGGUAUGUGACGGGCCAUAUUUGGGCCGGUCCACCCAGUGAAGGAGAUGUACUACAUUUUCACUGUCAUCCUCCUGAUCAGAAGAUCCCCAAGCCCAAGACUCAGGAGUGGUACAGGAAGAUGCUGGACAAAGCUUUUGCUGAGAGGAUCAUACAUGAUUACAAGGACAUUUUCAAACAGGCAACAGAAGACAGGCUGACAAGUGCCUAUGAGCUGCCGUAUUUUGAAGGUGACUUUUGGCCAAAUGUUCUGGAGGAGUGCAUCAAGGAGCUGGAGCAAGAAGAGGAGGAAAGAAAGAAGGAGGAGAACACAGCCUCGUCUGAGACAACAGAGGGUGCUCCUGCUGACAGCAAGAAUGCCAAGAAGAAGAACAACAAGAAAACCAACAAAAACAAGAGCAGCAUCAGCCGAGCUAAUAAGAAGAAGUCUGGGAUGCCGAAUGUAAAUGAUCUGUCCCAGAAGCUUUAUGCCACAAUGGAAAAGCAUAAGGAGGUGUUUUUUGUAAUCCACCUACAUGCCGGGCCAGUCAUUAAUACCCUACCACCCAUCAUGGACCCCGACCCGCUGCUUACUUGUGACCUGAUGGAUGGCCGUGAUGCUUUUCUAACUUUGGCCAGGGAUAAGCACUGGGAGUUCAGUUCACUGAGAAGAUGCAAAUGGAGCACCAUGUGCAUGUUGGUGGAGCUGCACAAUCAAGGCCAAGACCGCUUUGUCUACACCUGCAAUGAGUGCAAGCACCAUGUGGAGACACGCUGGCACUGUACUGUCUGUGAGGACUUUGACCUAUGCAUAAACUGCUACAACACGAAGGGACAUGAGCACCAGAUGGUAAAAUGGGGCCUGGGUAUAGACGACGACAGCAACAGUCAGAGUGGCGAGGCCUCAAAAAGCCCACAGGAGAGCCGACGCCUCAGCAUUCAGCGCUGCAUUCAGUCCCUGGUCCAUGCCUGCCAGUGCCGCAACGCAAACUGCUCUCUACCGUCAUGCCAGAAGAUGAAGAGGGUGGUUCAGCACACCAAGGGAUGCAAACGCAAGACAAAUGGUGGAUGUCCUGUGUGCAAGCAGCUCAUCGCUUUGUGUUGUUACCACGCCAAGCACUGUCAGGAGAACAAGUGUCCUGUUCCUUUCUGCCACAUCAAGCAUAAACUUCGUCAGCAGCAGUUGCAGCACAGGCUCCAGCAGGCUCAGAUGAUGCGCCGCAGAAUGGCUACAAUGGCUGGACGAGGUAUGCCCUUGCCAUCUCCACCUACCUCAGCUGCCCCAGAGACUGCCAGUUCUGUGCAGCAGCCCAAUACACCCCAAACACCCCAGCCCAUGCCAGAGCGGCCCCAAAAGCAUCAGCCACCAAACUCUGCUGCCAUUGCCCAAGGCUUCCCAAACAGUGGCCACAGCAGUCAGCCCCCAACACCAGUCACACAGGGCAAACCAGGGCCUCAGUCAUCACCUCUCCAUCAGCAACAGUCCCCCCUCUCCAAUUUACCACACCAACAGCAACCACAGCAGCAGCCCCCACAGCAGCAGCAGCAGGCCCCUCAGCAGCCACUGCUGGCAGCCCUGAAAGUGGCCAGACAGAUUGAAAUGGUAGCCAAGGCUAAACAACAGCAGCAGAAUUAUGCCAUGAAUGGUGUUCCCAUGAAUCAUCCACGAAUGAUGGGACCAAUACAAGGCCAGAUGCAGAUGAUGCAGGGGCCACGUGGCCCCCAGGUCAUGCAGGCCAUGCAGCAGGGCCAGUGGGGUCCAGCAUUACAGAAUCCCAUGCAAACUCCACAGGUCUCUCAGCCACAAGUACCCCCUCAACAGGGCCCUAUGGCUCCUCAGCAGGCCCAGGGCUCCCCUAUGGGUCAGCAGAGUCAGCUUAUGCAGAGGCCCAUGAUGCCCCAGCAACAAGGUCUCUCAAUGGCCGGGGUCAUGCCUCCUCAAGGACCCUCACAGCAGGGCAUCACACCCCAGCAGCAAGGCAUGCCCCGGGGAAUGUCUGGUAAUUUUGCUCCAUCUGCUCUGCAGGAGCUGCUUCGUACUCUCAAAUCUCCCAGCUCCCCACAACAGCAACAGCAGGUCCUGAACAUCCUGAAGUCUAAUCCCCAUCUCAUGGCCGCCUUCAUUAAACAGAGGACAGCCAAGUACCAGGUUAACCAACCGCAGCAGCAGGCCCAACAACAGCAACAGAACCCUCAGACCAUGAUGGGGCCCCAGGCAGGAAUUCAAGCCAUGGCACCCAUGCAGCCAAAUCAGGUGCAGAGGCCAGGGAUGCCACCUCAGCAGCCACUUCCACAGCAGACAGGGCCACCAAACAUGACACCCAUUGGUCCUCCAGGACAGGUGAUGAAUGCUGCACACAAUGGCAGUCCACAGCUGUACCGCAGACAAUUGCUGAGGAUGCAGCAGAUGCAGCAGCAGGGUGGCAUUCCUCAGGGCCAUGGUCAGUUCCCCCAGCAGCAGCCAGGCCCGGCGAGCUACUCUCAGCUACGUAUGCAGCAGCAAAUGGCUAUGCAAGGAGGUGGAGGGCCUAUGAACCAGCUCCUCCCCGUGGCCCAAAUGGGUCAACCCGGCAUGAGCAUGGAUGGAACCCAGAAUCUCAUUCAGCAGCGCUUGCUCCAGCAACAGCAGCAGCAGCAGCAGAUGAUGAAGCAGCAGAUGGGCUCUCCUGCACAGGCUAACUCAAUGAGUCCACAGUCCCACAUGCUUCAAGGACAGGCGGAGGGAGGACCUCACUUACCUGGCCAAACAAUGGUGAGUGCCCUGGGAAACCAAGUGCGUUCGCCUGCUCCAGUGCAAUCACCCCGUCCAUCUUCACAGCAGCCCCCACAUUCCAGUCCUUCCCCACGCAUACAGCCCCAGCCCUCACCGCAGCACGUCAGCCUCCACUCAGGCUCUCCUCACCCCACUCUUGCAGGCCCCAUGCCAGGCUCCAUGGAGCAAGGACACUUGGGUACACCCGAUCAAAGUGCCAUGCUCCCACAGCUGAACACGCCAAACCGAGGGCCAUUAAAUAAUGACAUGAACAUGGUGGGUGACACCACGGGAGACACGCUAGAGAAGUUUGUUGAAGGAUUGUAGCAUUUUGUGACAGAAGAAGGGCCUUGUUCUGUUUGCAGCUGAGAAUUUUUGUAUUUGCUGAUGUAUAAAGUUAAAAUGAAUACAAACAAAUGCGUUAUGAGGCCUACAAGACUGUGAACAUUUCCUUAAAAUGGACUGUUUUUUUUCCGCCCCUCCAACAGUGUGUGUUAAUAAUUGCUGUUGAAAAGAAGGCAACAAUGACACAAAGAAUAUAUUUUUUGUUCAGACCAGUGAUGCAGAAACUUGCCUGUCCUUUGUUUUUGUUUUUCAUGUGUUAUGCCUGUUGUUGACUUUUUCCCAGGCAAAAAUUCUGAAAACUUAAUAUUCAUUUACAUUUUUUUUUUGUACCUUUACAAAUUAAUAUUGAAUUUGUGUUAAAAAGACUGUAAAAUUUUUUGUGUGGGAACUUUUGCCAGGUUUCACCUCUUGCUCUCUUUCUGUUUCCUGGCUAAUUAUUUGUUCUGCCAUUUUUGAAAAGGACUGCCUUUGGGAAAGCCUUAAUUUCUUUCCUGUUUGCAGAAUCUAUCUGAGAUUAAUGUAUUUGUAUAAAUGUAGGAAUUAUUGCACACACCUAAACAUCAUCAUACAGGUGGAAGAGAAUCCUGCCCUGAAGCUUGUUUGUGUUCACAGGUGCCAGAAUAUUUUUGAUUUUAUUUUUUACUGGCCUGGACCCAGUAUCUGUCUUACAAAUGUGUAAGAUUUACUGGCUCUCCUUCAGUCUAAAUUCUCAUGAAUUCAUGAACCUCUUUUGCCUGUUGUGGGAAAUAACUUGUUUGACUGCUGAUUUGUGUUCAGAGUUUUGUGCAUCACUUUCUCUCUUGCAUUAAACUUGAACUCUAAUGUAAAUCCUGCAGCUAGACAGUACUGUAAAUACACAGAAAUCAGAAUGAAACCACUGUAUAAAUUGGAACAAAUGACUCAUUUCGUACUUAUAUACCGUAUUGCUAAAUAAACCUGUGUGCCACAAAC